Messenger RNA from Myotis daubentonii (Daubenton's bat), 2332 nucleotides. It is a transcript of the gene EXOC7, whose product is annotated as exocyst complex component 7. The record is from RefSeq and is a predicted model, not a curated record. Gene Ontology annotation, biological process: exocytosis. Lineage: Eukaryota; Metazoa; Chordata; Mammalia; Chiroptera; Vespertilionidae. Gene Ontology annotation, molecular function: phosphatidylinositol-4,5-bisphosphate binding. Gene Ontology annotation, cellular component: exocyst.
GACUAGGGGCGGAAGUGGGUGUAACGGGGACGGCGGCCGGGGAGGGACGCACGCAGACACAAAACACUGGAGAGGGAAGCGGCGCCGGGCCGCAAGGAUGAUUCCCCCGCAGGAGGCGUCCGCCCGGCGGCGGGAAAUCGAGGACAAGCUGAAGCAGGAGGAGGAGACGCUGUCCUUCAUCCGAGACAGCCUGGAGAAGAGCGACCAGCUCACCAGGAACAUGGUGUCCAUCCUGUCGUCCUUUGAGAGCCGCCUGAUGAAGCUGGAGAACUCCAUCAUCCCCGUGCACAAGCAGACGGAGAACCUGCAGCGGCUGCAGGAGAACGUGGAGAAGACUCUGUCCUGCCUCGACCACGUCAUCAGCUACUACCAUGUGGCCAGCGACACCGAGAAGGCCAUCCGGGAGGGCCCCACAGGGAGGCUGGACGAGUACCUGGGAAGCAUGGCCAAGAUUCAGAAGGCUGUGGAGUAUUUCCAGGACAACAGCCCAGACAGCCCAGAGCUCAACAAAGUGAAGCUGCUGUUCGAGCGGGGGAAGGAGUCCCUGGAGUCGGAGUUCCGCAGCCUGAUGACUCGGCACAGUAAGGUGGUCUCCCCGGUGCUCAUCCUGGAUCUGAUCAGUGGGGAGGAGGAGCUGGAGAUCCAGGAGGAGGUGCCGCUGGAGCACCUGCCGGAGGGCGUGCUCCUGGACGUGAUCCGCAUCUCCCGCUGGCUGGUGGAAUUCGGCCACAACCAAGAUUUCAUGAACGUCUACUACCAGAUCCGCUCCAGCCAGCUGGACCGCUCCAUCAAGGGCCUGAAGGAGCAUUUCCGGAAGAACAGCUCUGCCUCUGGGGUUCCCUACUCCCCCGCCAUCCCCAACAAGAGGAAAGAUACGCCCACCAAGAAGCCCAUCAAGCGGCCAGGGACGAUCCGUAAGGCUCAGAACCUUCUGAAACAGUAUUCCCAGCAUGGUCUAGAUGGGAAAAAGGGGGGCUCUAACCUCAUUCCUCUGGAAGGUCACCAGCAUGAUUCCCGAGUUAAGCACCUGUCCGAGGCCCUGAACGACAAGCACGGGCCGCUGGCCGGGAGAGACGACAUGCUGGAUGUGGAGACCGACGCCUACAUUCACUGCGUCAGCGCCUUCGUCAAGCUGGCGCAGAGCGAGUACCAGCUGCUGGUGGAGGUCAUCCCUGAGCACCAUCAGAAGAAGACCUUCGACUCCCUGAUCCAGGAUGCCCUGGAGGGGCUGAUGCUCGAGGGGGAGAACAUCGUGUCCGCCGCCCGGAAGGCCAUCGUCAGACACGACUUCUCGGCAGUGCUCGCCGUCUUCCCCAUCCUGCGGCACCUCAAGCAGACCAAGCCCGAGUUCGACCAGGUGCUCCAGGGGACAGCCGCCAGCACCAAGAACAAGCUGCCCGGCCUCAUCACCUCCAUGGAGACCGUUGGUGCCAAAGCGCUGGAGGACUUCGCCGACAACAUCAAGAAUGACCCGGACAAGGAGUACAACAUGCCCAAGGACGGCACCGUGCACGAGCUCACCAGCAACGCCAUCCUUUUCCUGCAGCAGCUGCUGGACUUCCAGGAGACGGCAGGUGCCAUGCUGGCCUCCCAAGUUCUUGGGGAUACAUACAAUAUUCCUUUAGACCCCCGAGAGACCAGCUCCUCAGCCACCAGCUACAGCUCCGAGUUCAGCAGGCGCCUCCUGAGCACCUACAUCUGUAAAGUCCUGGGGAACCUGCAGCUGAACUUGCUGAGCAAGUCCAAGGUGUAUGAGGACCCAGCUCUGAGCGCCAUCUUCCUGCACAACAACUACAACUACAUCCUCAAGGCCCUGGAGAAAUCGGAGCUGAUCCAGCUGGUGGCUGUGACCCAGAAGACUGCCGAGCGCUCCUACCGGGAGCACAUCGAGCAGCAGAUCCAGACCUACCAGCGCAGCUGGUUAAAGGUGACCGACUACAUCACUGAGAAGAAUCUACCUGUGUUCCAGCCGGGAGUCAAGCUCCGGGACAAGGAGCGGCAGGUGAUCAAGGAGCGGUUUAAGGGCUUCAAUGACGGCCUGGAAGAAUUGUGCAAGAUCCAGAAGGCCUGGGCAAUCCCCGACACGGAGCAGCGCGACAAGAUCCGCCAAGCUCAGAAGCACAUCGUCAAGGAGACCUACGGGGCCUUUCUGCACAGGUACGGCAGCGUGCCCUUCACCAAGAACCCUGAGAAGUACAUCAAGUACCACGUGGAGCAGGUGGGCGACAUGAUCGACCGCCUCUUUGACACCUCGGCCUGAGCUGCGCGCUCCCCGCCCGGCGGCACCAGGCAGCGCGGUGUGGACACAUAAACCGUGUUAACCUGCCUCUGG